This is a messenger RNA of Penicillium verrucosum, 732 nucleotides long. RefSeq names its product HCNGP domain-containing protein. The transcript is spliced from 2 exons. The record is from RefSeq and is a predicted model, not a curated record. Gene Ontology annotation, cellular component: nucleus. Gene Ontology annotation, biological process: regulation of DNA-templated transcription. NCBI's taxonomy places the organism in Eukaryota, Fungi, Ascomycota, Eurotiomycetes, Eurotiales, Aspergillaceae. Bases 1 to 732 code for a protein of 243 amino acids.
AUGCUUGGUCUUGGUGACUAUGAGAGCAGCAGUGAGGAUGAGGUGGAGCGCAAGGGUCCUUCACCCAAGCCUCAGGUAUUCGAAUCCCGAGAGAGCAGUACUGGAGAGGCGCUGAUUCCGAAGCAACAGCGUACCAAGGACAUUCAACCUACAACCUCACAAGCUGGCCAGAAUGAAGAUCAUAAUCUACCCCGACAACAACUAACGGAGACACGAUUUCACGUUGCCACCGAUUCAGUCCCAGAAGGGCCUGUCCUUGGCCCCGCUUCUAUCGACAUGGCGCCCCUCUCGGAGGACAAGCAUUCGACAAGUGGACGCUCAUCUCCUUUUUCGGCUUCACGGGCACUCGUUCAAGACCUCACUCUUCCCCCGAUUCCUAAUUUAGACAUCCCGCCAUCGCCUCCUGGAUCUCCCAAUCCAGCCGCGAACGCGAAAUUCGAGCAUUUCCUCUCCCUCAAAAAGCAAGGUGUACACUUCAACUCCAAAUUGGCCAGUUCGUCAUCGCUUAAGAAUCCAAGCUUGCUGAAGAAGAUGAUGGAACAUGCUGGGAUCAAUGAGCAAUCGCAAUAUGACACAUCGCUGCCAGCCGACUUAUGGAAUCCGUCCAAUCUACCCAAUUGGGGGUUCAAGGAAGAACUUUUGAGAACCCAGCAAGACUUCCGUAAACAAUCGGAGGAGAAAAAGGCAUCGGGCCAACGAAGCUCGGUUGAUUUUGUCACUGGGUCUGCCUGA